AUGGAAUGGCAGUUGUUGCCAUUGACAAUUAUGAGACAGUUGGUGUCUUGUUUACAUAGUAAUGUUGAUCGUGUAAUGUUGUCAUUGGUGUAUACAUAUAGGGCAGAUGCCUUUACACUUAAUGCUUACUCAAACAUCAUUGACAAUGAUGUAUCAAAGCACAAAGGUAUAAGUGUACUUGUAUAUAGUCGUGAUGGUGAUGUAAACAUCCCAUUCUUUGAUCGAUCAUUCCAACUUGUCGACUUCAAUAUUGAUCGACUGAGUAUGCAGGUGUUGGAUGUGUCAAACAUAUCUUCGAUCACUUUUAGUGAUUCUUAUGGACAGCCAAUGGGUCUGCAGUUCUGGACGAAUAUGAAGGAUCUUCUGGAAGAGUUGGCCGAGCGAUCAGUCACAAAUAUAUCUUUCCUGAGUUGGUCGACACCAUCAACUUUGAACAAACUACCAAUCACGGCAAUGGUUAUAAGAGGAUUCCUCUCAAUGUCGGCGCAACAAACAAACUUCCCAGACACCCUCACCUCAUUGACAGUCGAGGACACUCUGUUCAACAGCAGCUUGAAUCAUAUACUACCGAUGGGAUUGAAGACCUUGGACCUAUCUGGGGCUCACUCUUGGAAUCAACCUAUCGAACCAGGUGCCUUGCCUACAGGUCUAGUGACCCUAAAGCUUGGAACUGUGUUCGAUCAUCCAAUCGAGCCAGGCACUCUCCCAUCAUCACUCCGGACGCUAUCAUUGCGCUCUGGCUACACCCACCCACUUGAUUGUGGUCGCCUUCCAGACUCUCUGACAAGAUUGGUCCUGACAGUCUUUGAAGGCUCUAUCGAACUACCAAAUAGUGUGACCGAUCUCACUAUGAAGAUGUACUUUACUGGCUCCAAUUGCCAUCAACCUUUGCAACGCUUGAACCUACACACCAUGCCCAGUGGUUUCAACUUCUCGCAGCUGACACACCUGACAAUUGGGAUGAUUGAGAACCAGGACAGUCUUUGGCAGAUCACAUCGUCCACUCUUCCCUGCCUCCAGGAGCUAGAUAUCUUGAGAGUCCGACCAUCCCCCCUUGACUUGUCACGCCUGCCAUCGACCCUCAAGAGAUUGAACAUUGCCAAUUGUCCACCCAUCACCACGGUGGCAUCUGGUGUCGAGGACCUGCAACUCGGGUGCAUCGACACAUUCCAAUUGCGCUUUGGCAUGCUCCCAUCGUCAAUCACAGCUCUCACUCUUUCAAACUACAACUACGAGCUAGUCCGCGACGAUAUACCCGCCUCAGUCACAUCGUUGACACUCGUUGGUUACGUACAUCCACUGCCAAUCUCUGUUUUACCUCAAUCACUUCAUACAUUGGAGUGCAAUGCCAAAUCAUUGAAAGAUGAUACAGGAACAGCUGGACUUGUGGAUAUCCUCCAACAGAUGCCAUCGUCCAUCAAGCAGCUAGUACUCAGUGUAAAGAAUGGCACCAAUCAAGGCAAUCAAACAUACCGACUCACAAGAUUAUCCAGUACAUUGUUAUUCAAACACACCGAUGAUCUUCACCAGAGUGGAUUCAUAUCACUCGACAAACUGGAAGCGCAAAUCCCCAAGCAAUACGGCUUGCACAACAAGCCUCAUCUACCACCCUUAAUCUCCACUCUAUGUAAUGUGGCGUACACCUAG
Messenger RNA from Acytostelium subglobosum LB1, 1647 nucleotides. RefSeq lists its product as hypothetical. The coding region runs from base 1 to 1647 and encodes 548 amino acids. The record is from RefSeq and is a predicted model, not a curated record. The transcript has 3 exons. NCBI's taxonomy places the organism in Eukaryota, Evosea, Eumycetozoa, Acytosteliales, Acytosteliaceae.